Messenger RNA from Ochotona curzoniae (black-lipped pika), 6311 nucleotides. It is a transcript of the gene ITGA9, whose product is annotated as integrin subunit alpha 9. The transcript has 28 exons. Gene Ontology annotation, cellular component: integrin complex; external side of plasma membrane. The coding region runs from base 239 to 3349 and encodes 1036 amino acids. The record is from RefSeq and is a predicted model, not a curated record. NCBI's taxonomy places the organism in Eukaryota, Metazoa, Chordata, Mammalia, Lagomorpha, Ochotonidae. Gene Ontology annotation, biological process: cell-cell adhesion; integrin-mediated signaling pathway; cell adhesion mediated by integrin. Gene Ontology annotation, molecular function: integrin binding.
AGACUGCUCCGUGGGUCCCAGGACGCCGCCCGUGCUGCGAGCUUCCCGGGCGCUGAGCGCUCAGGCUCCCCCGUGCCGUCCGGUCCUCGUUGCCGCCCCCGGCGCCCUCAGCGCGUCCACGCCUCCGAGCAGUGAGCUCCCUCCCGGGGGAGCCUCCGGCCGUCGGCGGCCCGCGCGCGCUCGGCGCCCUGCUCGCGGGGCGGAGGAGGAGGCGGCGGAGGCGGCGGCUCGGCCGGGGAUGGGCGGCCCGGCGGCGCGGAGGGGCGCCUGGGGGUUCCCUGCGCUGCUGCUGGCGCUGCUGGCCGCGGGCAGCCCUGCGGACGCCUACAACCUGGACCCGCAGCGUCCCGUGCACUUCCAGGGCCCCGCCGGCUCGUUCUUCGGUUACGCGGUGCUGGAGCACUUCCACGACAACACGCGCUGGGUCCUUGUGGGUGCACCGAAGGCAGAUUCCAAAUACAGCACUGCUGUGAAGUCCCCUGGGGCUGUGUUCAAGUGCCGAGUCCACACCAACCCUGACCAGAGAUGCACUGAACUGGACAUGGCUCGAGGAAAGAAUCGAGGCACAUCCUGUGGGAAGACGUGUCGGGAAGACCGGGAUGAGGAGUGGAUGGGUGUGAGCCUGGCCAGGCAGCCCAAGGCUGAUGGACACGUGUUGGCCUGUGCCCACCGCUGGAAGAACAUCUACUAUGAAUCAGACCACAUCUUGCCCCAUGGCUUCUGCUACAUCAUCCCCUCCAAUCUACAGGGCAGAGGCAGGUCGCUAAUCCCGUGCUAUGAAGAGUACAAGAAGAAGUAUGGAGAGGAACACGGCUCCUGCCAGGCGGGGAUCGCCGGCUUCUGCACCGAGGAGUUGGUGGUGAUGGGUGCUCCGGGGUCCUUUUAUUGGGCUGGGACAGUCAAAGUGCUGAACCUGACAGACAACACCUACUUCAAGCUGAAUGAUGAAGUCAUCAUGAGCAGGCGGUACACCUACCUGGGCUACGCGGUGACGGCUGGCCACUUCUCCCACCCAUCCACAACCGACGUGGUAGGAGGUGCCCCGCAGGAUGAAGGCGUGGGAAAGGUUUAUAUCUUCAGAGUUGAUCGAAGGUCUGGCACCCUAAUCAAGAUUUUUCAGGCGACGGGUAAAAAGAUGGGAUCUUACUUCGGCUCCUCCUUAUGCGCAGUUGACCUGAAUGGGGACGGCUUCUCUGACCUGUUGGUGGGGGCCCCCAUGUUUUCUGAGAUCAGGGACGAGGGACAGGUCACCGUCUACAUCAACAGAGGAAACGGAGCCUUGGAGGAGCAGCUGGCUCUGACCGGGGACAGCGCCUACAACGCACACUUUGGGGAGAGCAUCAGCAGCUUAGGUGACCUGGAUGACGAUGGCUUCCCAGAUGUGGCCAUUGGUGCACCCAAGGAGGAUGAUUAUGCAGGUGCAGUCUACAUCUACCAUGGUGAUGCUGGAGGGAUAGUCCCGCAGUACUCAAUGAAACUGUCUGGACGGAAGAUCAGUCCAGUUCUGCGGAUGUUUGGCCAGUCCAUAUCAGGAGGCGUUGAUAUGGAUGGGAACGGCUACCCUGAUGUCACCAUUGGAGCCUUCCUGUCAGACAGCGUGGUCCUGCUAAGGGCGAGACCCGUGAUCACCGUGGAUGUCUCCAUCUUCCUCCCAAGUUCCAUCAACAUCACUGCGCCCCAAUGUCAUGAUGGGCAGCAACCUGUGAACUGCCUGAAUGUUACCGCCUGCUUCUGCUUCCACGGCAAGCACGUCCCGGGAGACAUAGGCCUGAAUUAUGUCCUGACUGCUGAUGUGGCCAAGAAGGAGAAGGGUCAGCUGCCCAGGGUCUACUUUGUGCUGCCGGGGGAGACGGUGGGCCAGGUGGCAGAGAAGCUGCAGCUGGCGUACCUGGAGGAGGCGUGUCGCCACUACGUGGCCCAUGUGAAGCGAAGGGUGCAGGACGUCAUCAGCCCCAUCGUGUUUGAGGCAGCCUACAGCCUGGGCGAGCACAUCACCGGUGAGGAGGAGCGGGAGCUGCCAGCACUGACACCUGUGCUCCGCUGGAAGAAGGGACAAAAGAUUGCCCAAAAGAAUCAGACUGUGUUUGAAAGAAACUGCCGCUCCGAGGACUGCGCCACUGACUUGCAGCUUCGGGGCAAGCUGUUGCUGUCAAGUGUUGAUGAAAAGACCCCAUAUCUUGCUCUGGGAGCAGUGAAGAACAUCUCCCUAAACAUCUCCAUCUCCAACCUGGGAGACGACGCCUAUGAUGCCACUGUGUCCUUCAACGUGUCCCGGGAGCUCUUCUUCAUCAACAUGUGGCAGAAGGAGGAAAUGGGCAUUUCCUGUGAGCUGUUGGAAUCGGACUUCCUCAAGUGCAGCGUGGGAUUUCCUUUCAUGAGGUCAAAGUCUAAGUAUGACUUCAGUGUGAUCUUUGACACGAGCCACCUGUCUGGAGAGGAGCCACUGCUCAGCUUCAUUGUCACUGCUCAGAGUGGCAAUGUGGAGCGCUCCAACUCCUUGCAUGACAACAGCCUCACGCUGACGGUGCCGCUGGUGCACGAGGUGGACACGUCCAUCACUGGAAUCACAUCCCCAACCUCCUUCGUGUACGGCGAGUCUGUGGACCCUGCCAGCAUCAUCCAGCUCGGCGACCUGGAAUGCCAGUUUCAAGCACUCAAUGUCACCCUUCAGGUCUUCAAUGCCGGCCCCAGCACGCUUCCGGCAUCCUCUGUCAGCAUCUCUCUCCCCAACCGACUGUCACCUGGUGGCGCAGAGAUGUUUCACGUCCAGGACAUGGUGGUGAGCCAGGAGAAAGGAAACUGCUCUUUCCAGAAGAGCCCAACCCCUUGUGUCAUCCCUCAAGAACAAGAAAAUAUCUUCCACACGAUAUUUGCUUUUUUCACCAAGUCUGGAAGGAAGGUCUUGGACUGUGAGAAACGAGGGGUCCCUUGCCUAACAAUGCACUGUAACCUCAGUGCCCUUGCGAGAGAAGAAAGCCGUACCAUAGACAUUUACCUGCUGCUGAACACGGAGAUACUGAAGAAGGAUAGUUCUUCGGUCAUCCAGUUCAUGGCUCCGGCCAAGGUGAAGGUCGUAGAUCCUGCCCUCCGAGUGGUGGAACUGGCGAGUGGAAACCCAGAAGAGAUGACGGUGGUGUUUGAGGCCCUGCACAGUCUGGAGCCCCGGGGCUACGUCGUGGGCUGGAUCAUCGCCAUCAGCCUACUGGUGGGCAUCCUCAUCUUCCUGCUCCUGGCCGUGCUACUCUGGAAGAUGGGCUUCUUCCGCCGAAGAUACAAGGAGAUCAUUGAGGCAGAGAAGAACCGGAAGGAGAAUGACGAGAGCUGGGACUGGGUGCAGAAAAACCAGUGACCCGCCACAUCAGUCACGACCCCAACACCUGCCUGUCAUCCUGGGUCUUUCUAUCUUCCAUAUUUGGAAGAGAAAAAAAAAAUCUCCAGAUUUUUCGGAGGCCCCACAGUUGCUGUUCUUGUCCUCACUCGGAAGCCCAGGUGCUGGCCUGGGGCAGCAGCCACCGCGGCCAGGUCCCUGGACCGGAGCCACCGGAGCCACUGCCUUCUCACCAUGAACUCAGACCCGUGGAGAGCGAGCUGCCCGCUCCAGCGAUAUUUAUGGAUGCAAACCUGCGUGAUCAACCCUCAGGGGAAAACUGUUUUCUAAAAAGUAUUUUUUAUAAAUCUAAGCCUUUUCUAUGGAUUAUGUGUUUAUAUUUGUAUCGAGGUUUUAUGAUUUCUAUUACAUAGUUCUAUGAUUCACUCCGGCACUGAUCACUGGCCUCGGAAGUCUUGGACACUACACGGGCACAGACACCUAAGCGGAGUGGAUGGAAUCAUGCUUGUACUUUGGGACUCACUGUGGUGAAGGACUUGCCAGCCCAAUAAGCUGAGGAAGCAUCAAGCGCCAAGCUCACCAAGCUGGUGGUGUUGCAUGCCAACAGGGGGCGCUGUAGCAGAUCCUCGGACACUGCAUGCUUCUGUUGCAAGGAGUCGAGUUUGUCUCUCCAUAUUGCCUUUCCUUGGAAGAUUCCCAGCAGGAGUUUGGAUGAAAACGACAUGAUUCCUAGUGCCAGGUCUGCUCUGUGUUACCUGUGUACACACCUAUAUCCUCCAUCCUACUCACAUUGAUGGAAAGCUUGACAAAGUUCAACUAUGUCUUCUGGUCAACCUCAGAAUGCUGUUUCAUCCAGGACAUCUUACAUCAGACUUACAUCACACAGCACCAGGACUAAAUUGGUGCCCUCUGCUGCCACCAUCCACCCAAGCAAAGACUCAUGUGUGCCUGCGGUGAGGCACUGCCUGUCCAUAGUCAUUUGCAUUCAGAGGUGCCCGUCUCCCCUGCCACACUUGUCCCAGCGAGGGGUCAUUGCACACUCCUUCCACAACAGCCAUUCAACUCAUCUUUUUUUUUUCCAAGUCACUUAGGUAGGAAGUCCCCAAAAGCAGAGCCUGACACAGGAUUGGUGUGCAAGUAACUUAUUCAGGAAGUGUUCUCAGGGGUACCAGUGAUGGGGUUGGGGGAAGCAGGAAGCCGGGGAAGUCCCACGGGCAAGGGGGAGAGGUAGCUUCUUUAUAAUCAGGCUUCUCUGCAGCGUGACUUGAACCUCGGACUUGGCCUGGCCUGCAGCAGGGGUGCUGCGCCCAAGGGAGCUGUAAGCUUGCUGCUCCCAGUCCCUGCUGCUGCUGAAAUGGCUCCAGUGUCUUUGGAGGUGGUCCCCCAAAAUGACAGCUGCAGGUGUGUGCCCUGCUUGGCCACCCAGCACAGCACUGACAGCUUCCCAUGCCAGAGCUCCCAGUGGGUGGUGCCACCCAAGUCUCAGCACAGUGUAAUUGUCCACAAGGGCAAUGAGGGGAUGGGUGUGUGAUGGUGCCCAGGAGUAGUUGGUAGCCACGGGCGCUAUUCCUGCUGCCAGAUGACCAUCCAGUAGGACAGAAAACAAGGAGGCACAAGCAGGGCUGGCAGUGUGUGUGAAUGGCUAAUGAAAGCCAUGGCUGCAUACAGAUGGCAUUGCUUGGGAGUGAGUGAAGCCAUUUACAAGAACAAGAUGGCAUCUUCCAGGGUCUCCCUUACUGGAAACAGACAUGCUGGGAGUCUGCGCCUGUUGCCGAAAAGACUCAGAAUUGAGCAUCUGGGGAGGCAAGGUUUUGAUCCACACCCUCUCCUGGCACUGGCCAACAUCUCUGAACUUCUGGCAGAAGUUGGGAGAGUGCUGAGCAGGUGUGAGGCUGGUGCAGUGUGCGUGUGUCCUUGGUUUCUAAUGUUCAAAUGACUCUGCUGCAGCAGAACCACAAACGGGCCGUGGUGAACUUGGAGAAAGACAGCCAAAUGCCAUGAACUACACUGAUCCUAGCAGCCAGGGGAGUAGCUUCUGAGUCUAGAGGGCAAGAGCAAGCAAAGAGCCUGGCACACACUCAGGAUUUGCCCCUGUGUUUUAUUAAAGCAAUAAGGAAAGAGAUCUGGGGUUAGGUUUAGUCAUUCAUUGAGCAGCCAUGCAAGACCUUUGCUGCAUGGCUGCCAUUACACCAGGUGCUGGAGGUUCCCCCACAGAAGACCCCAGGAGCACCAUGCUAUGGCCAACUCACUGGCUCCUACAUGGGACUUGUGGAGAGGGAUGACUUAUUUGGGGGAACCAGAAAGGCAUGAUGGCCAAGUGGGUACAGUUAUGGCUGAGUUCUGCCUGCAGUGUAUACCUGGUGAGGCAUGGGCCCAGGUAGAGCUCCCCCAGCCUGCCACGGUGCCACCGUGGUAUUGGUAUUGGGAGGAAAAUGGUUGUUAGCUGACACAAGGCAAGCAGGUGCGAGUCAGGUGUGUUGGUGCCUGCGGUAGUGACAUCUGCAGUGGACAGUCCUUGCCAGAGCAAAGAAUGACUGGAGGGGGAGUGCAGAGCCAGGCGGAUGAACAGGAGCCCUUGGUGACUUGUGAUUCUUGGGUUCAUAAGGGGAAGAUGGGCGCACUCGCCAACCGGCCGCAAUGCUGUUCCACACGGUGAUCUCAAUUCCCAGCUCUGUGAAGGGCAGUCCUGUUUUUGCUUUCUUGCGGUUUUCAUUGUGUGCACGGCGUGAACCUGAGAGCUUGGUGAGUGAAGACGUGCAUGGCAAGCCCUGCCCCCCCCCCCAUGCUCUCUACACUCCCACAGCAUCACUCUACACCCUAGAGAUGUUUCUGUGGAGGGAUCUGGGUGGUGUGGGUGGGCCUCAUCACAAUGUCACAUGUAUUUGAGUCUAUGCAAGUCACUUCUGAUUCACCUGCACUGUUUGGGGGGAAUGCCAGGUUCACCAAAAUACAUGUUUGGAAUAAUAAUAAAAAAAAUGGCUGU